Molecule: messenger RNA, 6049 nt
Organism: Lytechinus pictus (painted urchin)
Lineage: Eukaryota; Metazoa; Echinodermata; Echinoidea; Temnopleuroida; Toxopneustidae
Product: antiviral innate immune response receptor RIG-I-like
Exons: 15
Coding region: 705-3845 (1046 amino acids)
Cellular component (GO): cytoplasm
Molecular function (GO): double-stranded RNA binding; ATP binding; single-stranded RNA binding
Source: RefSeq, a predicted model, not a curated record
GACGUGUCUAUAGAGCCAAGCAAGCAAUACAAAAAAGAAGAUCGAAGAGUCUCAGCUCCAUCGACUGCAUUCAGUUAACUGCACACAUAUCGCGGCCACGAUUGGACGUCUCCAUAUCUAUUUUGCUGCUUUGCUUUGUAAUUCGAACGAGCUUGUUGAUGUUGGUUGGAUUUUAUCGUACAUUUGAACACAGUGCUUUGUUUACUUCAUCUCAAGAAUAGAGAUUUUGUGGUUCGACGUUUUGAGCCAUCUAACGUUACUUCCCCUUGGCUUUGGCGUUGCAGGUCAGAGGCCGAGUUCAACUUCAACUCAAGCGAGGGUCUUCGAAUCUGUGCAGCCAGAGACUCGCCAUCAGCACUGCCGCCUAGCUGGGGCUUGGCUGGCUCUGGAGGCCUCUAUCAGAUCAGGCAGGGACAAAAAUUGGCCCAAAAAUUCAGCCGAUGAAUGGAAAAAAAUGGGACACACCUAUCAUGAGGCCAUGAGAAAGGAAAUGACUAGAUUCUGGAGGAAAAUUUUCUAGCUAGCCUACAACUUAAGCUUUUCAAUAACACUCUGGACAUACCCUGGCCUGGGCUUGGCUAGUAGAAAUAUAUAUUACUAUUAGGCGCAAAAAAAAUAUUUGUUCUUAAAGUAAACACAACUCAGCGGAACAGAAAUACCUGAGAAGUUGCAUUUGUUUUCACAAGCUGUUGAGAAAUUAAGCAAUGGCAUCAUCAUCAUCAGUAACUCCAGAGUGCUCUGGCUCUACUACUAAAGACCCACCAAGUAUUGAGAUGCUACAUGUAUUUCGAGAGCUUCUUGUGCAGUAUCUAGAUCCGCAAUGUGCCUAUGAUUCCCUUAGAUUUCAUUUGGGUGCUAAAUCUUCCAUGAUCCAUGAUGCAAUCAAAAGAAGCAGACAAGAAGGAGUGAGAGAGCUGCUACAGGCAAUUGAUGACAUGGAAGAUAAGAGAGGAGUUGUUAAGAAAUUCAUGGAUUCACUCAAGAAGUCAGGACAUAGGUUCCUACAUGAUGUUAUCCAUAUGGAAAAGAAACUGGAUGAUAGCUGGGAAUUGAAAAAUCUCCUCUUGGGUACAGAAGAAGAUUUGAUAAAGGUCCCACCGCUGGAACUCUUGCCCCAUUUAACCAGCUUUGAAAACCAUGAAAAGGAAGCCAUCAGGACAACUGAAAGGACUCACCCACCAAGAACCACCUGGAGUGAGUUGAAUUUGCGUCUCCAAGCCAAACCAUCAGAAGUUAUGGAAGAGCUUAUCGAAGGACUUCGAGAAAUUAAAUACCCUGUGUUGGCCCAAAGUUUGGAGGAUGCAUACAGGGGUACAGGAAAAGAUAGCCGUGGAGACCCAGAUGGCCAUGAUAAUGACGAUGAUGACAACGGAGGACCGGCUAAAGAUCCCGAGAACAAGGAAAGGCCCAGUAAUGACAAACAUGGUCCUGAUGAUGACAAGCCUGACAGCGGAGAUAAACCAGAUUCCAGUGGUGCUGGUACUGCUGAUGAUGGACCUGGUGGGCAAAGAAGGUCUAAUGGUGAAAGACAGUCUGGCGAUGAAGCGAAUGCUGAUAGUGUGUCACCAAUGCUACAGCUACUGCAACUAUCAGAUGCACCCAAACCUACCACUCCUUCCAGCACUGCUUCUGUCACAGAGAGUAAUAUAGCCCACAGUACCCCUAUGACCUUAGAGAGUCUACAUCUCCAUGACUACCAGGAAGAGUUGGCAGAACACUCCCUCGAAGGCAAGAACUCGGUCAUUGUAGCACCUACGGGAUCUGGGAAGACUCGGGUGGCCAUCGCCAUCGCAAUGAAUGCUUUGAUGAAGCAGAAUGGAGCCAGCAAGGAACAAAAAAAAGUUGUCUUUAUUGUAAAUAAGGUUGCCCUGGUAGAGCAGCAGAAGAAAGCCUUUCAGGAGUUCAUCCCCGAGGUUGACGGCAUCAGCGGAGACAUGUCCUCUCAGGUUCCCUUGGUGCAUCAGUUGGAGCAGUCUGAUGUCAUCGUUCUGACAUCACAGAUACUCCUCAACGCCCUCCAGGAUGGGAGCUUCUCUCUUUCUUCCCUACGCCUUAUCAUCCUAGAUGAAUGCCACAACACCCAGAAAGAAAAUCCUUACAACUCCAUCAUGGCCUUUUACAGAGACAUGAAAAAAAGAAAUCAACCGCCUUUACCACAGGUUGUGGGUCUCACUGCAUCGCUGGGUGUGAAGAAGGCCAAGAGGCAGAUCGAUGCCGUCAAGCAUGUCCUCAAACUCUGCGCCAAUCUCGACGCGGAUGAGAUCUCAACGGUGGUCAGAUACAGAGAUAGCCUUAAGAGGAGCUACCACACCCCAAAAGAAGAAACAAUUGGAGUAGAGGGGAGAGACGAUAAAGACCCAUUCAAGAUUGAACUAGGCCGUGUAAUGGAGCCAGUCGAACAGACUAUAGUCUCAUACCUUGAUAAGAUAUCGGAGGGAGGAAUAACUGGUAAAAAGAUCCUGGAAUGUCGGCAAGAAAUGACAGAGAUGUCAUCUUUUCGAGGCACUCAACAAUAUGAAGGGGUGACCACCAAGUUACUACAGUUCCUCUCUGUUGAAGUGAAGGACUCCGAAAUAGCCAGGUUUCUUCAAGAUUGUGCUAAUUUUCUAAAGGUAUACAACGAAUCGCUGUACAUCAACAGAGACGCCAGGACAGUGGACGCUCUGAAUCAUAUAAACUCCUAUACACAGAUUCUGAUCGACAGGAAUCAAAACACGGAGGCUUCAGUGGACAGACUGAUCAAACUCUUUGAAGGAAUCAAACCUAAGAUUGAGGAGAUAUGUCAUGGACCAAGCAAUGAGAAUCCAGUGCUGCAGCGUUUGGAGAAGAUCCUAAUUCAAGAAUACGAAGAAAAGGAAGAGACUUUGGCCAUCCUGUUCACCAAUACCAGGGACUCCACAAGAGCGCUACAAGCCUGGAUCCAGGAAACACCAUCUCUGGCAUCCGUCAAUCCUGGCACUCUCAUCGGGACGGGUGGAAGUACUGGUAUGACUCAAACCCAACAAGAACAGUUACUUGCCAUGUUCAAGGAGAAGAAACACAAGCUCGUCAUCUCAACCUCAGUAGCAGAAGAGGGUCUGGACAUCCAGAUGUGCAACCUUGUGAUCAGAUACAACUAUGUCAGAGAUGACAUAGGUAGAGUCCAAGCAAGGGGAAGAAGCAGAGCGGAGGGCGGGAAGUUCUACCUUGUGUUCAACAAACGCCUUCGCAAGCUGGCUGAAAGAGAGAAAAUGAACAGGAUUCGUGAGCGGAUGAUGGAGGAAGCUACAGAGACUGUCUGUGGGAUGAUCAAAGAUAACAAACAGGAGUACUUGGAUAAUAUUGCUGAACUCCAGAGGCAAGAUGCCAGCGAGCGAUCCCUUCAGAGGUCUGGCCGACUAGCAGCUGAAAAAAAGAAAUCUAACCGGAAAGUCCACAAGGAAGUCAAGCUGCUCUGCAAACACUGCCGGGAAUUCAUCUGCUACACGGAGGACAUCAGGUCCAUCAACGGACAGCAUCACAUAGUCAUCGAGGAAAACUUCCGAGAACGCAUCAUAACGGAGAGGUUCCAAGAAGACCAAACCCUCUACGGGGACGUUAAGGUGUCUCAGGAGGUCCAGUGUAAAAGGUGCAAGCAGCAGUUGGGGUUCAUGAUGAUCUUCCGAGAGCAUGAACUGCCGCUGCUCUCCAUCAGGUACCUGGUCAUCGAGGUGCGCAAAGGCAUCAGGGUUCACAAGAAGAAAUGGAGCGACACAACCUCCCUCUUCACCAUCAAGGAUAUCGAUCUGGAAGAUCUGGCGAAGAGACUGGACGUCUGCAUGGAAGAUGAAGAAUCUGAAGACGAAACUAUUGAGAAAGAGCAAUAGUUCUACAAAACUGUAUAAAAAUCAGUUAAAUUCAGCAAUUGUAAUACCCGGUAAUUAGUUGUUUUUCUUCAUAUUUGUACCAGCGAAGCUUAUUGAUAAAAGAAAUAUCAACAAAAUAUCUACCAGUACCAAUGGUGCAAUGAGAAAAGCAGAAUUUUAAGGAAAUAUCAAUAUCAAAAGAAUAGUUAAUCCUUUCUAAAUUAAGUCACCAUGCAAAGAGUCGUUUAAGUGCAAAACGUGAUGAUAAUGACAACAUUUUAUCAAUGUUAUUAAAUCCAUGGUAUCAAUCUAUGCUUUCUCAAAACUUGCCUUUGAACUAACUUACGGUUAUGUGCUUGACCCGUUGCUUAUAGCAAGCAGCUGUGUCAUGUAAAUUCUUAAACUAUGGUACUUUGAAAUCCAAUUAGGUUCUUUGCUAUUCUUAACUUGCAGUAAUAGAAACUUUCUUCAUAGUAAUUUGACUUUGCGGUAUUUACAUACUUUUUUUUUAUCUGUGCUUGCAAUUUAUAUGAAAUUAAGAAAGGCUUAUAUAGAUAAAUUACAAAUGACUUUAUGAAUGACUGGUGCACCUUUCUGAGGUGCCAAGUCAACAUCAAUGAAAUUUCAAACUUUUCUCGCUCAUCUACACGUAUCCACAAACCUUUCAUAUCAUAUUAGGUAUCAAAGUAAAGAAGAAAAAUUGAAUUUCAGGAUGAUAUAAAUAAAUCCCCUCUGUUGAAAAAUAUAACUUGCCAUCCUGUUUUCCUUACUUAGAUUUUCUGGAUAUUUGUACAUAAAAUGCUAUCACUUUAAAGAGUUAAGAUGAGAUGAAACUGAAUGUUUCAUCAGGUUGUAUCCAGAUUGUCUUUCAUUCAAUAUUCAGUUUAUCUGUGCACUAUCAAAUUUUAAAGCUCUUACAUCUAUGUGCAGUAGAACAUGUAGCCAUACCAUGCAGUCUAUUUAAUACUUCAACAUGCAGUUAGGUUCUUUCAGUUCUUUAAUACUUUGCAAUAAUGAAUAGCUUUAAUUUGUAGCCUCUAGGGUGAUAUAACCUGGCUGUAAAUGAUCGAAUUUGAAUUUUUGUUGUAUAUAUUGUAUCAAAAAUAUCUGCUUAACUUAAUACAGAGUAUAUUAAUGUAAAGGUAUUCCUAAUAUAGAGGGAUAAUAUCCAAAUUUAUUACAAAUUUCUAAAACUAAGUAAGAGCAAAUCCUCAUAUCUCUUAUGACAAGGUAUUUAUAUUUCUCAUGGCAGGCAAGAUUUUACCCAAAGUUUUAGGAAAAUGGAUGAAGUGAAUAAAAAAAGUAACCGUUUCAGCCUUAUCAUCAUUAACAUAGCAUACAGAGAAGGCUUUUCAAUGUAAUUCUUUCAAAUGACAAAGAAAUAUGUUUCUCAGGUGAGGACGGCAUUGUUUGGAGUUCAUCACAGCCUUACUCCCCAAACUUGGAAAAAAAUAUCUGUCUCGGUGGCCGUCAGCAUGAACCAGUCAUGUCGUGCGUGGAGUAAGAGUUACCAAUGAAAUAAUGAGGAAUCACUUCCCCAUAUUCUGGUAAAGUGAAAUAUACCAUAAUCUCAGAGUACAAGUUUUUUUAAUUUGGAUUUCUUUCUCUAUACUAGCAGUCUAAAGUAAGUUGACAUCAUUUAACAUGCCACCAUAUUAUUUUGUCAAGAAGACACAGAUUUCUAAAUCAUUUAAAUAAUAUGUGUUGUAAAAUGCAUUGCAUUUUAUUUUAUAAGCAAUCGUACUAUAUAUGUUUGAUUUUAAUUCAAGUGCAAAUAUUUUUUUAUAUAGAAUAUUUUGAUGCAUGAUAUUUACUCAAAAUAUUUCAGAAAUCUUUAUCAAAGGCUACAUACAUGUACACACCUUAGUUUGUUAUACAAAUGUGACAUGCGGUAUCAAGCAUUUAUUUGUUAAAGUAUAUUGAGGACUCCAGCUUAUGAAAUGAGCCAUAUUCUCUUAGAUGGAAAAGUGACAUAACCUGAGUUUUUCCAAUAUAUUUUGAUGGUGAGAAACAAUAAAGCAACUCUUGUUGAAAGAAAAGAAUAGUGCUUGAAUUUCAUUUGAUCCAAAUGAAAGUUUGGUAUUUAAUAUUGAGGUGAACAUAAUUCAUGUUUAUUAUAUUUUAAUAACAGACAGUUGACCGAUUUCCAAUAUUUGUGUUUUUUUUCUUUUAAUACAGAAGAAAGUUUUAAAAUUAAUUUGUUUUAAAUCCAAGAGAUGAAAUCA